CCCAUGUCUUUGAGCUUAAAAAUGUCUUCUUCCACCACUUCCACAAUGGAAUUAGCUCUUCUUCUCUUCUUGUUGUCUAUGUUGAUGAUGAUCAGAGGAUCAACAGGUCAGUUGAAUGCCAGUUUUUACGCAGAUACAUGCCCUAACGUCCUCACCAUCGUCAAUCAAACCAUCGAAAAUGCGUCACUGACGGAUCCUCGAAUCGGUGCUAGCCUCAUUCGACUUCAUUUCCAUGAUUGUUUCGUCGAUGGCUGUGAUGGAUCAAUUCUGUUGGACAAUAGCAGUACCAUACAGACAGAGAAAGAUGCCGGCCCCAAUAACAACUCGGCUAGAGGAUUUGAUGUUGUUGAUAACAUUAAGAGUGCUUUAGAGACUGCAUGCCCAGGUGUUGUCUCCUGUGCUGACAUUCUAGCCAUUUCAGCCGAAGUAGCUGUGGUUUUGGCAGGAGGUCCUUCUUGGACAGUGCUACUUGGAAGAAGAGAUAGCUUAACAGCAAAUCUAACCGGUGCCAAUACUGCUAUUCCGGCUCCCUCUGAAAACCUCACAACUCUUACGGGCAAGUUCUCGGCUGUCGGCCUUAACACCACAGAUCUUGUUUCACUAUCUGGUGCCCACACAUUUGGACGUGCUCAGUGUCGAACAUUCAUUAAUCGACUCUACAAUUUCAGUGGUACGGGUAGUCCUGACCCGACUCUCAAUACGACUUACUUGGCGACACUCCAACAAAUCUGCCCCCAAGGUGGAAAUGGGUCUGUCAUAACCAACCUAGACCUGACCACACCCGAUGGAUUCGAUAAUAACUAUUUCUCUAACCUUGAAACAAACGAAGGUCUACUCCAAAGUGAUCAAGAAUUGUAUUCGACUUCGGGUGCGGAUACUAUCUCCAUCGUUGCCAACUUCAGCAGCAAUCAAACCGCUUUCUUUGAAAGCUUUGCUCAAUCCAUGAUUAAAAUGGGAAAUAUCAGCCCGUUAACGGGGACCAACGGAGAGAUCCGAUUGGACUGCAAAGUAGUUAAUGGAGUUUCAAUAUUUGGGUCAGAUGAUGAUGCUUUAAUUAGCUCCAGCUGAAGGAU
Molecule: messenger RNA, 1073 nt
Organism: Telopea speciosissima
Lineage: Eukaryota; Viridiplantae; Streptophyta; Magnoliopsida; Proteales; Proteaceae
Product: peroxidase A2-like
Exons: 4
Coding region: 4-1068 (354 amino acids)
Biological process (GO): hydrogen peroxide catabolic process; response to oxidative stress
Molecular function (GO): heme binding; peroxidase activity
Source: RefSeq, a predicted model, not a curated record